Messenger RNA from Poecile atricapillus (Black-capped chickadee), 4783 nucleotides. RefSeq names its product small integral membrane protein 14 (gene SMIM14). The transcript has 6 exons. The record is from RefSeq and is a predicted model, not a curated record. The coding region runs from base 286 to 591 and encodes 101 amino acids. NCBI's taxonomy places the organism in Eukaryota, Metazoa, Chordata, Aves, Passeriformes, Paridae. Gene Ontology annotation, cellular component: endoplasmic reticulum.
UGAGGCACCGGGCCGGCGAACGAGUGAAGGAGCACCCUUGGGAGGGCUGGGCCAGGUCCGCGGUAUCGGGAGAAAUGUCUGAGGUGUCGCUGAGGAAAUAGCUGGCACAAGGAGCAGCUGGUGUCCAUGUCCGGUUGCGUGGCCAGGUGUAAGAGUGCCCUCUCCUGGGUGGAACAGAGCAGUUUGCCUUGCUCGGCUGAGACGGCUCCCUCCUUUGGGAAGCUUUCCUUGCGUUACAAAUAGCUCAAGGUGUUCACAAACAAGUUCAGGUUUUUCCAGAGAGCCAUGGCAGAAGGUGGAUUUGAUCCCUGUGAAUGCAUUUGCUCGCAUGAGCAUGCAAUGAGAAGACUGAUUAAUCUGCUGAGACAAUCCCAGUCAUACUGCACAGACACAGAAUGCCUUCAGGAAUUGCCAGGACCAAACUCCUCCAGUGACAAUGGCAUCAGCUUUGCCAUGAUAAUGAUGGCCUGGGUUGUGAUUGCACUUGUCUUGUUCUUACUGAGACCUAGUAAUCUGAGACGAUCAAACACAGCCGGAAAGGCAACCAGCCAACACAAUGGACAAGAACCACCAGCCCCACCAGUGGACUAGAGCAUUCAGUAUUGGAAAAGUUCAGCAGCUAAAACCUUGCACGACCAAAUGAACGAAGUGACCAGAUUACUCCUAAACCGCACUCAAUAUGGUUUCCUUUUCUCAUUUAUAUAGAGCAGAGUUAUCAAUCAGCAGUAAUCUUCAUGAACUGCUUUUAGUGACUUCAAUUUUAAGUUAAGUUUUGCUUUGUAUGUUAUUACAAUUCCUAUAAGAUUGUAAUUUGAAUAAUGGUAAGGCGUUGCAGGGGUUUUUUGGUUGUUACUGUUACUCUGGACAUUCCACUCAGUCUCUUUCUAUUACAGUGAUCCUAAUUUCUUUGCCAUGAUUUCUGAUAAGCAUUGAUUGAAAAAGAAAAUCCCAGUCCAUCUAUAAGAAUGAAAGGUUACUGGCCUUUCUUCAGAUUAAUUCAUAUUUCUUCUCCAGUAUGCUUUUGAGAGUUAUAUUGUGGUUGGAAUUACGUAGUUAUGUCCUGAAAAAUAGAAAUUGUUUUAUAUUUGCCCUGGUUUCAGAGCAGCUUUUCUUUUGGUCUUUGGACCACUAACACAGUUUCCAGGAUUGCUGGCAAAAGCAUGGAUUGUCCACCAGAAUUAUAGUGUGUGUGUGUGCGUGUGUGUGCGUGUGUGUGUGUGUGCGUGUGUGUGUGCGUGUGUGUGUGUGCGUGUGUGUGUGUGUGCGUGUGUGUGCGUGUGUGUGCGUGUGCGUGUGUGUGUGUGCGUGUGUGCGUGUGUGUGUGCGUGUGUGUGUGCGCGUGCGUGCACAUAUGUAAGUGAAUGUGAUGAUUGCCACUGUCAAAGCUUUGAUCUAUAUAUUGGGAACUUUACACAAAAGAUUAUAUCACCAAAAAAGUUAAUUUAGCCAUUUUCAUUAAUAAAUUGUAUGUCUUAUUCAAUACAUUGUCAAAAAAACAUACUUUAAACCCAGGUGUAUUUACUUAUAGACUUGAUCCAAUGAGAAAUUUAGUAAGAAAAGCCUGGUAAAAAUUUCUGUUCUGGCAUAGUCUUUUCAUAAUUGGUACCUUAACAAGUUUUCAGCCAUUAUGUAAUGCGUAUUGGACAGGAUUAAAUCAAAUCAAGAAGUUAUCACAGUUACCAACUUUUGGUAUACAACAUGUACUGGCUUAUUGAAGUUUUUACACCUGUAUGUUAUCAGCAAUUCUUAACAUUUCAUCCUUACCUACUAGUAAUUUUAGAAUAACAAACUUGCAGGUGACUACAUAUGACAUGUCUCUUCCCUCUAAUAUUUGUGUGUAUGUGUGUAUGUUCAAAUGCGUGUAUGUGUGGCUGUGCACACACCUGUGCACAUCUCCCAUUAUGGCAAAUGGGAAUUACUUUUUUUAUGUACAUUUAUUUAAGAACAUUUUAAAGAUGUACAGAAAAGCAACACUGUAUAUUUUUUCUUGUUCAAUUUGAAAAAUUGAUCAGAAUAAUGUAAAGAACAUUUUUAUGUUACCGACAUAAAACUUCUUUCCUUAAAGGUCAGUAGAACAGACAUACGGGAAUUCUAAACCUUAGUCUACAAACCUUUAUUUCAUGAGGAUUUCAGUUAUGGAGCUAAAGGAACCAAUUGUUAAACUUCAAAAAGGUUUAUAUUAAUAGGCUUGUCUUGGUUUGAAAGACAUGUAUCUGCUAAGGAAGGCAGAAGACCCCCUUGGAAUGGAAAACGUAAACCCCUUCCCUCCAAAUUAUUAUAAUUUUGAUAUUAAGGGGCUCUCAGGCAAAGAUAUGGGAAUAGGAAUAACAGAUCUUUACUAGUAUGCACAAUAAUGCAAACAAACAACAACAACAGCUCUGGCAUUAGCCCCAAACAGAACAGGACCCAGCGACCUUUCCCGGCCGCAGGCAUUUCCCCUCGUGCAGUUCCGGGCACGGCCGGCAGGGGCGCUGGUGGCUCCCGGCCGGACAGGGCGGGGAUUCCCCCGCGCCGGCAGGGGGCGCUGUGGCGCAGGCUCGGGCCACACGCGGUAAUGGCAGCUCGGCCGGGACGGGAAGGGAUGGGAGAGAGGCUUUGCUGCACAAACCCCCUCUGGGACAUCGAUCCCGGGCCCCUGGAGGAAUCUCGGGAGCAGCAAGCAGGGCCGGCAAGGUGUCUCGGCAGGCAGGGCGUGCGGGGCUACAGUGCAGCGAAAGCUCGGAGCAGCGCCGAGGAUGCGGCGGGGCCGAGGCAGCGGCAGCCCGGCUCCCAGCAGGGCAGGGAGAGGCGAGCUCAGGAUCCCGGGCAGCCGAGCAGAUGGUGAAAAGUCCCUCUUUUAGUGAGGUAGGUGUUAAUAAGGUCUCAGUUCAGUGGCUGCCCUCACGAGCAGAGGCUCACCCCACGGCAGAAGAAGCAGCUCUGGGCUGGGCUCUGCCGGCAGCCCCUCUGAAGCCUAGAGACAGACAGAGAAGAGAGAGUGUGCCCUCCUCCCCUGAGCUUGGCCGCUUCUUUUGUAUUUCUUAAGCACCCCGUUGUUAGUGUUUCCUAGCAACUUAUGGGCAAAAAUUCUAUAAGUAUAAAGGAACUAAAGGAAAGAAACCUAACCCCCAACAGGGCUCUAACAAAAAUCUCACAUCAGAUCCCAUGGUUGACAGAGGCAGGAUUUUUUCUCUUCAGGGUAAAUGAUGAGCCAGCUAAGCCUCCUUAUAAAGGUACAGUGUAGAUCUGAAGAAGGGUUUCUGUAAUUUGAUGUAACUGACCUUUGAAUUUCUGUGGAAUAGUGUGCUCCUAAGCAUAGGAUCAUGUUUAAAAAAAAAUAACAUUAUCGGGCCAGGUGCUCUCAGCGACAUCAGUGCAGUGCCAUGUAAAGCAGUGAAACUGCUAGAGAGAAGCUAAGAGAAUUUGUCCUAUAAUGUCUAAUAAUAUACAGGCCAUAAACACUGUGUAAAGUUGUCACUGGGACAAGCACUCUGCUUGUGCUUGCUUUUUGCCUUCCAUGUACAUUUAUGUUUGGGAUACUGUUCAGAACAGGUAAUACAGCAUCAUUUUGUUGAACCCACAAGGAAACAUAUAUAAUCUUCCGCACUGACCUUUUUUCUCCAAGGAUUUUUGGCCACAAUUCUUCACUACUGGAAGCAUAAAACAAGCUUCCAAUUGAUUAAAAAGCCAACUGAAACAGGCUUAUAUUCAGAGAGAGCACUACUCCUCAUCCUGUUGGGAGUUGGUGAGAUUUACAGGAGAUGGUCCUCACUUGAGAGGAUCAGUCUCACUUAAAUGUCUGUUUAUGUAUUUAUGAAACUUACCACGUGCAUCCAGCUCUAAGAGUCUUGGCAAAUGAACUUUUUGUUCAGAGGGAUGUUGUGGUUUACCUUUAAAUGAAAUGUCUUUGCUUGAAAUUCCUUUAAUUGUCCCAGUGAUUUUAUACAUGUAUGCUUUCCUCAUGUAAAUUGCUAUUUUAAAUUUUCUAUGUAAAAGAAAAAAAAAAUUGGAAAUAUUUUAUUGUAAAAUGUUUUACUAAAGAGCCAGGCCACUAUCCCACAUCAAAAUCUCUGCCUUUUAAAUUCAGAUACUCUCUCCAAGAUAUAAAUUUCAGAUCAGCACUCUUAAUUAAAAUAAAACUAACUAACCAUAGGACUGUAUUUUGCCACUCUUAUUUGUGUUAAGUAGUGCCUUACUCACCAAGUAGUUGCACUGAAGUUUGUGGAACUACUCUGAGAUAAUGUACUAGUAGCAGCUUUAGUAAGGGUGGCAGAAAUCUGGCCUUUAGUGAUGUAAUUUGUGAUUAAAUAAUUGUAUCAUGGUUACAGAUGUUUAUGGUAAAUUCUGGGAAGUGUGGAAGAGAUUAGUGGUAUGCAAAGCUUCAGGAUAUGAUCAGUUCUGUAAUGAUGGAUUUAAGCUCAGUUAGUAAGAGAUGCAAGUUGUAGCAACUUGGGAAAUAUGGAGAGAAAUUUACAAUUAUACCUUAACUUUGUUAAAACAAUAGUAUUUUUAGAGUCAGCUUAACACAAUUACUAUACUCUGAAAUGAGAAAUCAUAUGUAUUCAUGCACUGUCUGCAGAUCACUUAGCCUUGUAAUACUCAUGAUUGAAAAAGGAAGAGUGAUGAUGUCAUGUACUUAAUGUAAAUUGGUGGUUUCAAAUAUCUGAAUUAUGCCAAACAAAAAAUCAUCUGUGCCAUUUGCAGUUUCUUAGUAUAUCUUUUACUGAGUACUUGGAUUGGGAUAAAGGGCUUGUACUAUGCACUUUUUAUUGACUUAACAAAAUAAAUAGCAAUCAUUAGUAAA